GAGGCGGUGCUGGACUUGGAGGCGACACCAUUGCAAUUUCUCAAAGACCUUUACCCAGAGGGUGUUGUCACAACUUCUGGCAAGAGAAAGAUGGAGGACUCAGAGUGGCGAGGCAAGUUGGGCUCGUUUGGCGUCACAGGGGACUUCCAGACGCGAAAAAUGAAAACAAUGUCGGAUGGAAUGAGAACUAGAGUCGUGAUGCUGCUCAUUGCCCUUGUUAAUCCGCAUGUGCUUCUUUUGGAUGAGCCUACCAACCAUUUGGAUAUGCAAUGCAUUGACGCUCUUGCGGGCGCCAUCAACAAGUUUUCCGGUGGAGUGGUAUUGGUCAGCCACGACUUCCGCUUGAUUGGCCAGGUUGCCAAGGAGAUUUGGGUGUGUGACAAAAAGACGGUCACCAAAUGGGAAGGUGAUAUCCAAUCUUACAAGAAGCAUCUGAAGAAAGAGGUCAUGAAGAAGUUCAAAGCAUAAAGGUUUUUUCUUCAAGAAAUCUUGCCACGAGGUAUGCUGAGUAAGGUGCUUGGAGAUUACGAAACUGUUUUCCAGCCUGUUGGGCUCGAAAGUCAGUCCAACUGCGGCUUCUGUACAGACAAGAUGCCCACAGAAAUCUUGAGGUGUCCUUAUCAGACUAAACAUUUUAU
This is a messenger RNA of Cladocopium goreaui, 638 nucleotides long. Lineage: Eukaryota; Dinophyceae; Suessiales; Symbiodiniaceae. The record is from the annotation of a GenBank genome assembly.